Dissoconium aciculare CBS 342.82 is the source of this 471-nucleotide messenger RNA. RefSeq names its product L30e-like protein. Gene Ontology annotation, cellular component: box H/ACA snoRNP complex; nucleolus. Lineage: Eukaryota; Fungi; Ascomycota; Dothideomycetes; Mycosphaerellales; Dissoconiaceae. The transcript is spliced from 2 exons. Gene Ontology annotation, biological process: snRNA pseudouridine synthesis; rRNA pseudouridine synthesis. Gene Ontology annotation, molecular function: box H/ACA snoRNA binding. The annotation marks the transcript as partial. The record is from RefSeq and is a predicted model, not a curated record.
GCCGUGGCGCUUGCUGCGCUGGUUCCUUUCGCCAAUCCUCUCGCGGAUGAUAAGCAACAGAAAAAGGUUUUGAAGGGCGUGAAAAAAGCCGCCAAACACAAGACCCUCAAGCGCGGUGUCAAAGAAUGCGUCAAGGCAAUUCGAAAGUCGCCCAGGGCUACUCCCACAACACUCGCAUCAUCAGCGCCGCCGCCAGGUAUCGUUGUGCUCGCUGCUGAUAUCUCACCGAUGGACGUCAUCAGCCACAUUCCCGUCCUUUGCGAGGACCACAACCUUCCGUAUCUGUUCGUGCCGAGUCGUGCGGAACUGGGCGCUGCUGGCUCAACGAAGAGGCCAACAAGUGUGGUCAUGAUUUCUGCAAACAAGGGCGGAAAGAACAAGGACGGUGAGGACGCAGGAGAGGAAUGGACCGAGGCUUACAAUGACUUGUGGAAGCUGGCGAUCAAGAUGGGCCAGACCGUGAAGGUAUAG